AUGGAGUCUACAAAAGUGAUGCAACAUUUUACAGCAUAUUAUUUAUUCCAGUCUGAGAGAUGUCUCUGUUUGAAUGUUUUAACCUCAACUGAAGGUUCUAAAUCAUCUCAAUAUUGUACUAUUGAAUGUAACGACACGAAUAAAGACGUAUACGUACGAGACUGUGGGGGAAUUUCACAUUACAACGUCUACAGAACAACCAGAACGGCUGAAAAAUAUAAUAACACAGAUCGAUGUCAGAGGAUAAAAUGUUCCAAAAGGAAUGGAGCCUUUGAGGGUGAAUAUAAAAGUACCAUUUGCGAAAUUGCGUACAGAAAGACGUGUACCGACACAAAUGCAUCGUUUGAAAGUCGUCGAAAUAAAGAAACCACAGGAUGGAAAGAAUCCCUACAGAGCUGUAAAUAUUCAGGGGCGUAUUUACUGGGAAACCUAAGCAUUAAUGAUACAACAGGUGCUUGUCAGGUCAUCAAUAAUAUCAGAGGUAUUCCUAAUUCCGAUAUUUGGAUAGGCAUUACAAGACAACCAGUGCUUGUAAGUGAUGAUAUGGCAGAUAAUAUAGAGGAAAAUGUGAUACAGUGUCAAAAGUGUUCCAAUCAACGAUGUAGCUUUACUAAAGAAUGUGGCGGCCAAGCUAUUGCUGUAUGUAAACAGUCACAGAAUUCAGGAGAAGAAAUCCUAAACGACUUUAGUACUGUAACACUGAACGCAAUGGAUACUACUUCUGAGAAAUCGGAUAUAAAGAGUACAGAAAUCACAUCUAACCAAUCAGAUAUGGACAAAGAUGACAUAAUAAUCACAGUGACUACAAUAAGCAUCAUUCUUUUGAUCCUCUCUCUUUCUGGAUACUGCUUUAUAAGGAAAAUAAUAUUUGGAAAAAAGACACAUAAAGCCUUAAAGUCGACAAGAUUUUAUAACAAAACCUAUCAGGAAGGUGAUGAUAAAGCUUCUGGAGAUGACACAAUACAAGGGCUGCAGACAGAUCACUAUACUUCUGUAGAACCUUUUGAAGCAGUUUCUAAAGAGGAAUACAGUGAAAUAGGUAUUUACAAUCACCUCAGAGACAAGGAACAAAGAAAGGACCAAACCGGGGACUUAGGUUUUUACAAUCAUCUUAGAGACAGUAAACAAAAAAGGGAUCCAAACGGGGGCGUAUAUGACUGUGCUUCUACACACGAAUCUGCGGCCUCAGGUCAUGGGAAUGUUGAUCACAUCUACGAUCAAUCCAUUAGAGAUGUAUAUGGGGUAACAGAGCCUGAGUCUGGCCUUGAAGGUGAUAAGUAUCACAUUGGACCUAUUCUGACAGAAAACACGUACGACCAAACAAAGGUUAAUUCUGCGGAACAAGAUAUAGACGGAGAGUAUAGUCAUCCACAAGAUUUACAGACGGAACACACGUAUGGGAAAGUGGAAGUGGAUACUGGGGCUUUAGAUGAUGAAUAUUGUCACACAGAAGAUAUAGAGACAGAACCCUAAAGGAAAAACAACAACCAAGAAGUUCAAUGGAGACACGUAUGAUAACAUGAGAGGUUUAACACAUAAUGAUUUGGCAGUUAUUUCGAAUGCACGGGAUGCCAUCCAUAUUUUUUACCUUCAUGAAUUACAGAAAAAAUAAAACGUGUCACACCAGAGUUCGGAAAUUAUUAAAGAAAGAAACUAUUUUUCAACAUUGCACCUAGAGACAUUGUCUGAUUUCCUAGUAAGUCAAGUCAAAGGAAAAGCAGAUUUAUUAACAAUUUUGUCG
Molecule: messenger RNA, 1741 nt
Organism: Saccostrea echinata
Lineage: Eukaryota; Metazoa; Mollusca; Bivalvia; Ostreida; Ostreidae
Exons: 7
Coding region: 1-1473 (490 amino acids)
Source: RefSeq, a predicted model, not a curated record